Molecule: messenger RNA, 2906 nt
Organism: Phasianus colchicus (ring-necked pheasant)
Lineage: Eukaryota; Metazoa; Chordata; Aves; Galliformes; Phasianidae
Gene: GMCL1
Product: germ cell-less 1, spermatogenesis associated
Biological process (GO): germ cell development
Molecular function (GO): protein binding
Source: RefSeq, a predicted model, not a curated record
ACUGGAGGGAAUCUUGGCCUGUUAGGAGGAAUCUAGGAUGUUCUGGGUGGGAUUAGAGCCUGUUAGAGGGUGGCUGGGCCUGCUUGGGUUGGGGUCUGGGUCUGUUUGUGGCCUUUUUUAUGAGGGUUUGGGAUGUGCUGGGGGGGUCUGGGCCUGUUUGAGGGGAUCUGGAGCUGUUUGAGGGAGUCUGGGUCUGUUUGGGAGAGGGUCUGUGGCAUGUUGUGGAGGCUUGGGGUCUGUUUGUAGGGAUCUGGGAUGUGCUGGGGAGGGACUGGGGUCUGAUUGAGGCCUAUGUAUGGGGGUCUGGGGCAUGUUGGGAAGGUCUGGGGCCUGUUUGAGAGGAUCUCAGCCAGUUUGAGGAGGUCUCGGAUGUGCUGGGGGAUCUGGAGCUGUUUUGGAGGAAAAAGCUGAAAAGCACCUCCAUGUAUAUUUACCAGACUCUGUUUCUGAACGGAGAAAACAGCGACAUCAAAAUCUGUGCCCUGGGAGAGGAGUGGAACUUACACAAAGUGUACCUGCGUCAGUCAGGAUACUUCUCCAGCAUGUUCAGCGGCUCCUGGAAGGAAUCCUGCAUGGACACCAUCGAGCUGGAGAUCCCCGACCAGAACAUUGACAUAGAGGCCCUGCAGGUGGCAUUCGGCUCGCUGUACCGAGAUGAUGUGCUGAUAAAGCCCGGUCGAGUUGUUGCCCUCCUGGCUGCUGCCUGCAUGCUGCAGCUGGAUGGCCUAAUCCUGCAGUGUGGGGAAACGAUGAAGGAAACCAUCAAUGCCAAAACUGUGUGCAGUUAUUACAACUCGGCGGGGACGUACGGGUUGGACUCGGUGAAGAAAAGGUGCCUCGAGUGGCUCCUGAACAACCUGAUGACUCACCAGAGCGUUGAACUCUUCAAAGAACUCAGCAUAAAUCUCAUGAAGCAGCUGAUCAGCUCUUCUAACCUCUUUGUGAUGCAAGUAGAGAUGGAUCUGUACACUGCCCUCAAGAAGUGGAUGUUCCUGCAGCUGGUGCCUUCCUGGAACGGGCCUCUGAAACAGCUCUUAGCACAAGCUGAUGCCUGGUUUGCUGAGCGAAGGAGAGAACUGGAGGGCGAUGCUGCAUUCCUGGACCUGGAGCAGGGCGCUGCCUUCCGGCCCGUGUUCGCACACCUGCGCCUGCAGUACAUCAUCAGCGACCUGGCAUCUGCACGGAUCGUGGAGAGGGAUGCUCUCAUCCCCCCAGAAUGGCUGUCCUCCGUGUACAAACAGCAGUGGUUUGCCAUGCUUCGAGUGGAACAGGACAACGACACUGGGCCCCAAGAAAUCAACAAGGAGGAGCUGGAGGGAAGCAGCAUGAGGUGCGGACGGAAGCUCGCACAGGACGGGGAUUACUGCUGGCGUUGGACAGGCUUCAACUUCGGCUUCGACCUCCUCAUCACUUACACCAAUCGUUACAUCAUCUUCAAGAGGAACACGCUCAACCAGCCCUGCAGCGGCUCUGUCAGCCUGCAGCCCCGGCGCAGCAUCGCCUUCAGGUUACGCCUCGCCUCCUUUGACAGCAGCGGGAAAAUAAUCUGCAGCAGAACCACGGGGUAUCAGAUCCUGAGCCUGGAGAAGGACCAGGAGCAGGUGGUGAUGAACCUGGACAGCCGUCUGCUUGUCUUCCCCCUCUACAUCUGCUGCAAUUUCCUCUACACGUCGCUGGAGAAGAGGACGGGUGGCACAGCGGCAUCAGAGGGCACAGAUCAGCACUGAGUGCAUUGCUGCAACUCGCAGCCCAUCCUGCAUUGCUCCACCACUGCAGGUGCUCGGAGCCACCCCAGUGCCCCCCCAGCAGCCCAACAGCUGUGCUGGGAGCAGCUCACACGUCCGCCGUGGGGGGGGAACCCACCCUGCUUUCGCUCAGGAACACUGUGACCAUGGAGUGCCUUGGGGCCGUCCCCGCUGGGGUGGUGAGGGCUCAGCGCCUUCGUUCCUUUGUGUGUUUUUUUUUUUUUUUUAAUGUUGGACUGUUGUUGUUGUUGGGAAUUUACAGCCCGAUUUUUUGCAUUCCGAGAGGGAACGUUGCCCUCUCAAAGCGUCUUUUUUUAAUAUUGUCAAAAAAGCUUUAAAAAAAAAACAACAAAAAAAAACCCAAACUCCCUGCUUGGACCUGGUAAUGAGGAUAGAAGCGUUGGGGUGAGGCAGACCAGAAAUGGGGUCAAGAGGAAUGCUGUCCAUCACCCCCCCCUCAUUGUGCCAUGGGUUCCGUGGCUCAGCACAGCCCAGCAAACGGAGCUCAGUCGGUUCCACGUUUUUAUUGGGGGGAGCCGAGGAGUACAACACCACCACACUGCCAGGGAAACCGGUACGAAAAGUACAAAAAUAAGGAAGCCUCUCUAUCUCUCUAUCUAUCACGGCUAAAAAUAAAUAGUGUAAACACGAGAGGAGAACAGCAGGCGCAGCUCCGCUGCUCGCAGCCCCACCGUCUUUGGCUUGGAUCCGAAUCGUGCCGGGGGGGCCGGGCUGAGCUCUGAGUGCCCCCCCCCAGCUCCGUCCGUCCUUCCCUUCAUAUCGACAGCUGCGACUUCAGCUUCCCUUCUUCAUUUCAACCCCGAGAGCGCAGUACCGACGCAAAGGAGUCCCCUGAGAGCUCCGUCCUCCGUGAGCGCAGCUCUGCCCCACAUUGCGCUCGGGGGCUGCGGUGCAUCCCUUCCCCCCAUAUAUCCCUUUGGGGACAAGCAAAGUGCCCCCAACCCCGCCCCACAACGUCGGGUUCUCCAGUCUGAUCCCAAGGAAACGUUAAAUUAAGGAAAAAAACAACGAAGAGAAAGGAAGAUUCGGUGCCACCGCUAAAGGACACGGCGAGGUGACGCAGGAACGCAACGCCAGGUGAUGCAAUGGGACCCCCAUCCCCAGUGCUUCCCCACCUGUGCAGGUGGGGGGGGGGGGAAA